AUGGCUAUCCACUCAUCAAAUAAUAAUUACUUCUACAUUAUGUUUAUUUGUUCCCUAUUAUUUGGCAUAUGUUCAUCUCAGCUAACAUCAAAUUUCUAUGAUUCAACAUGUCCCAAGGCACUCUCUAUAAUCAAAUCUGCAGUGGCCAGUGCAGUGGCGAAAGAGCAUCGAAUGGGUGCAUCGUUGCUUCGUCUUCAUUUCCAUGAUUGCUUUGUUAAUGGAUGUGAUGCAUCAAUUCUAUUGGAUGACACUUUAACAUUUACGGGAGAGAAGACAGCUGCUCCAAAUUUGAAUUCUGUUAGAGGUUUUGAUGUAAUUGAUAACAUCAAAUCUCAAUUGGAGAGUGCUUGUCCUGGAAUUGUUUCUUGUGCUGAUAUUCUCGCUAUUGCUGCUCGUGAUUCUGUUGUUUCAUUGGGUGGUCCAUCAUGGAAUGUUGGAUUGGGAAGAAGAGAUUCAACAAGUGCAAGCAAAGAUGCAGCAACUAAGGAUAUUCCAUCCCCUCUUUUGGAUCUUAGUGGCCUCAUAACUGCUUUCUCCAAUAAGGGUUUCACCACUCAAGAGAUGGUAGUCCUCUCGGGAGCUCAUACAACAGGACAAGCAAGAUGCCAAAUAUUCAGAGGAAGAAUCUACAAUGAAACAAACAUUGACACAAACUUUGCAACAUCAAUGAAAUCAAAUUGUCCAAGCAGUGAUGGAGACAGCAACCUCACAGCACUUGAUGUCACAACAAAUGUGCUUUUUGACAAUGCUUACUUCAAGAACCUUGUCAACAACAAAGGCCUUCUUCAUUCUGAUCAGCAGCUCUUUAUUAGUGGCGGUUCCACUAACUCUCUUGUCACUAACUAUAGCAACAGUUAUUCAGCUUUCUUUGCUGACUUCGCUAGUGCUAUGGUCAAAAUGGGAAAUUUAAGCCCUUUAACUGGUACAACUGGCCAGAUUCGUGCCAAUUGCACCAAAGUUAAUUAA
Messenger RNA from Arachis duranensis, 966 nucleotides. RefSeq names its product cationic peroxidase 1. The coding region runs from base 1 to 966 and encodes 321 amino acids. The transcript is spliced from 4 exons. NCBI's taxonomy places the organism in Eukaryota, Viridiplantae, Streptophyta, Magnoliopsida, Fabales, Fabaceae. The record is from RefSeq and is a predicted model, not a curated record. Gene Ontology annotation, biological process: hydrogen peroxide catabolic process; response to oxidative stress. Gene Ontology annotation, molecular function: heme binding; peroxidase activity.